This is a messenger RNA of Babesia bovis T2Bo, 2010 nucleotides long. RefSeq names its product putative translation initiation factor eIF epsilon subunit. Gene Ontology annotation, cellular component: eukaryotic translation initiation factor 2B complex. The transcript has 3 exons. Bases 24 to 1988 code for a protein of 654 amino acids. NCBI's taxonomy places the organism in Eukaryota, Apicomplexa, Aconoidasida, Piroplasmida, Babesiidae. The record is from RefSeq and is a predicted model, not a curated record. Gene Ontology annotation, molecular function: guanyl-nucleotide exchange factor activity; translation initiation factor binding; translation initiation factor activity.
UCAUUAUUAAACAAUAAUAUAUAAUGGAGGUUUUUAUGCUCGUCACGGAAGACGUGCUGGCGUUUGAACCACUCUCUUCUGCUGUGAAUGUCUGCGAUCUGUACAUAGGCGAAAAGGCGAUAUUCCAGGAAACACUGGAGAAUCUUUACGAGAGUGGUAUUAAUCAUGUCACUUUGGUAACAACUAAGCACAAGGUUGCUACUCUUGAUCAAUAUAAAAAGAGGUAUACAUUUGGCAAAAGGCAGGGACACAUUGAUAUCAAUGUGCUGGGUAUCAAUGUAGACAAAAUCUUGCCAGGUAACGUAUUGAGGGAGCUCAUAGUGGUCAGAGAUGGUUUGGAAGAGUUUAUUUUGAUGUACUGGGUUUGUCUUCUCACGAUUCCACUGUCUGAAGCCAUUGAGUUACAUCAUACUAGGAAAGCUGAACGCCUUAACUACUCCAUGAGCGUGUUAUACUUUGAGGAUGGGAAAAAUAGACUGUUCAGCAAAGCUACAGACGAUUGCAUUGUGCUAGUCGACAGAAAAUCAGAGAUCGUGGCAUAUCGCCCUAGGGCCAAUUCAUUAAGAUUAGACAUUAAUUUGAUACAAAAGUUAAAGGGUGACUCGACGAUGUUUUCUAGAUACGACCUUUGUGAAACGGGGAUAUACAUUUGCAGAAAACAGGUUGCUGAACACUUUACCAACUGGUAUGAGCAUGUACAUAUGGAAGAUUACAUAAAAGACUGCCUUACUAGGGAAUUCAAAAGUGAUGAAGUGUAUAUAACAGUGAUGCAAUCUGACCUUAUGUUCCCCAGUUAUCCUCCAGCUCUGAGAAUACAGACACCUAAGGACUAUUACACUCUCUAUAUGGAGUACAUCAGGCGUUUCAAUACCGAUGCAAAGCCAUCGGUAAAAGUUUAUAAUACACAUGAAUCCCACUGUGGACCAAUUGUACAUGAUAAAUCCUUGUUUUGCAAUGGAAGCGGAAUAGUGCCUCCACUUGCUGCAGACCAAGCCAUGCUGUCGUCAGUACACAACAGUAUCGUAGGGAAGGGGUUCAAGAUAGGCCACAACAGCACAGUUGACCGUUGCAUUAUUUUUGACGAAGUCACUAUAGGUUCCAAUUGCGCAGUAAGGGACUCUAUCAUCAUGAACAACGUUACCAUCGAUGAUUCAGUUGUGAUUCCACCGGGAUCCAUCGUAUGUUCCGGUGUUAAUAUAACUAACAAAUCGCUUUCUGGGUUGGAUGGCACGCUUCGGAUAUCGAGGAUGCAAUCCAGGUACAUUGACCUCACCAAUGACAAUGCCGUGGAAUGCACCGAUCCAGGCAACUACAUAUGGCCCAUAUCAGCGUUUGGGAACGUAGAAGACACUAUCAUUGGAAAGUCCUUUUACGACAUCGUAAAGUUCGGUAUCCCAUCGGGACCCACAGAUUCCGGAAGUGAUGAUGAAGAUUCGGACUUCGAUCAAGCGGAUGAUGACGAAUCCUAUGCUUCAUCUGAGAGUGACGACGUAUCGGAGAUUUCAGAGCCAUCGGGUGAUUUGAGCGAUCAUGAUAUGGACCCAGACAUCGCCACUGAAUUGCAAUCCCUGGUGCUUGACUGCCUAAAGGCACCAACACAGCUCUCCAAUAAGGUGCUGGAAAUAAAAAGCUUGAAGAUUAGCCACAACCUUCAAAAGGACCAAAUGGUGAAGGUAGCAUUCAGAGAUGCGUUGGAAUGGAUCGUCGACCAGUCCAAUGAAGCUGACCUUCGGGAACUGAUGGAAACAUCGCGAUUAAAGGAGCUAUUGGACUCAUUUGAACACCAAAUUGCUGAGGAAGAGUACUACAAAGGAAUCCUAGAAGUGUGUGAACAGAAGAAUAAGGAUUUGGACUUCUUCUCGCAUUUGUGCGAGGCACUUUACCACUCAGACACCAUGGAGUUCGAGAUGUUGCGUGACUGGCUCACUAGAAAUAACAUUUCUGGAGAGCGAAUCAACUCAUUUGCUGAUUGGUUAGCAGAAGACUAAUUUUAAUAUUACCAACCACUGU